Molecule: messenger RNA, 2969 nt
Organism: Neodiprion virginianus
Lineage: Eukaryota; Metazoa; Arthropoda; Insecta; Hymenoptera; Diprionidae
Gene: lt
Product: vacuolar protein sorting-associated protein 41 homolog
Exons: 12
Coding region: 133-2658 (841 amino acids)
Biological process (GO): vesicle-mediated transport; endosomal vesicle fusion; cellular response to starvation
Cellular component (GO): HOPS complex; late endosome
Molecular function (GO): protein binding
Source: RefSeq, a predicted model, not a curated record
UCUUCGCGUGCUGUACACACGAAACUCGUAUGUGUCACAUCCAUGUAUGCGAAGACCAAUAUUUUGAUUCUCUGGCGUGUUGCUGCUGCUACGUGACUGCGUAAAAAAAUUAUUUGAAAAUUUUAACCACAGAUGAAUAAUAGUGUAAAUAAUGAUCAAGAACAUAAUCAAGAUGAUUCAGAUUCUGAUGUGGAAGAGGUUGAACCACGAUUGAAAUACGUCCGAAUGAGAAAUGAUCUUGAUAGUAUCCUCCAAAAUGAUGCCGCGAGCUGCAUCGCUGUUCACCCAAAGUUUCUCUGCCUGGGCUCGCAUUGGGGAAUGAUCCAUAUAUUGGAUCACCAAGGAAACAGAAUACGAUCCAAAACUCUUCAGGCCCAUACCGUUGCCGUCAAUCAAAUAUCCAUAGAUCAGAAUGGAGAUUUCAUUGGAUCCUGCAGCGACGAUGGAAAGGUUGUUAUAUAUGGUCUUUAUAGCAAGGAGAACAACCACAACAUGAGCAUGGAAAGAUUGGUCAAAAGUAUCGCGCUUGACCCUUAUUACUACAAAAAUGGAAGCGGUAGAAGAUUCCUAACGGGUGACAGUAAACUAAUUUUAUAUGAAAAGACAUUUUUAUCGCGGAUCAAACCUACAGUUUUAUGUGAAGCUGAAGGUGGUGUACGAUCCAUAUCCUGGGCUGGUCAAUUUGUAGCUUGGGCUUCAGAUACUGGGGUUAGAAUAUAUGAUUUAUAUGCUAAAUGUUCCUUAGGAGUAAUACAGUGGACUCGAUCCAUAGAUGCUUCACCCGAACAUUACAGAUGCAACUUAAGGUGGUCUGAUAAUAGAACGUUGCUAAUAGGCUGGGUAGAUACGGUUAGAAUUUGUCAAAUACGCAAACGAUCAGCACAAGAGAUGGCGAAUCGAGAUCUAUCUGAAUACGCUGUCGACCCUGUCUCUGCAUUCCAAGUCGAUUUUUAUAUAUCUGGUAUCGCGCCAUUGGAAAAUCAGCUAGUAAUACUUGGCUGCCUGAAAGAGCUAGAUGAAACUGGUAACAGUCAGCGGCCAAUGUUGCACGUAGUCGAACCGAAAUAUCUAGAAUACACGGCUAUUUGCGCUACUUCGUUAACGUUACGUGGCUACAAGGAGUACAGCUGCAACGAUUAUCACUUAGACUGUUUAAUGGAUGAAAAUAGGUAUUUUAUUGUCAGUCCGAAAGACGUCGUAGUCGCCAGUCUGUAUGACGCUGAUGACAGAAUUGAGUGGCUCUUGACGCACGGGAAAUUUGAGCUAGCCUUGGAGACCGUGACAGCCAAUGGAGGCAGGGACUGUAAGAAACACUCACUGAUAUAUGUGGGCCGUGUAUAUCUGGAUCAUUUAUUAGCACACAGAAAGUAUGACGAAGCUGGAAAAUUGUGUUUGAAAGUUUUAGGACGAGACAAAAAUCUCUGGGAGGAAGAAGUCUACAAAUUUGCUAGAGUGCAUCAGCUGCGUUCUAUAUCGUCAUAUCUUCCAAGAGGCGACGUAACGCUGAGACCGGAAAUUUAUGAAAUGGUUUUAUACGAAUAUUUAAAAACGGAUCCGGACGGUUUUCUGCAGCUAGUCAAGGAGUGGUCGCCAAAGUUGUACAACGUAGUCGCUGUGAUAAAUGGCAUCCGCGAGCAUCUUUCCACCCAAGAGAAUGGCCAGAAUGUCUUACUUGAAGCUCUCGCUAUUUUGUACACCCAUCAAAACAGGUACGACGAAUCCUUGGCGAUAUAUCUCAAGUUGAGGCAUAAAGACGUUUUUCAACUUAUACAAAAGCACAAGUUGUACAACUCGGUCCAUGACAUGAUCGAAGGUUUGAUGGAUUUAGACGCAGAAAGGGCGAUAGCAUUUUUUCUUGAAAAAAACAGAGUCCCGUCCGAAAUUGUCGUUGCAAAACUGCAAAAGAAUCAUCGAUAUUUGCACAUGUAUUUAGAUGCCUUGGACAAAAAAGACACGAAAGAUUCUAAGGGGAAAUAUCAUGGAUUAUUAGUCCGUCUGUAUGCAGAUUUUUCCAGAGAUAAACUUCUACCGCUUCUGAGGAGAUCAGACAAUUAUCCUAUUGAACAAGCCCUUGAAAUUUGUCGUCAGAAACAAUUUUACCCAGAGAUGGUUUACUUACUCGGUAGAAUUGGCAAUACUUCAGAAGCUCUUGCCCUAAUGACCCAAGAAUUAAACGACAUAGAAGGUGCAAUUGAAUUCUGUCAGGUGCACGACGAUGACGAGCUGUGGAAUAACUUGGUCAAUUAUUCAUUGGACAAGCCAGCGGCGAUAACAUUUUUGUUGCAAAGAAUCGGCACCUACAUGGAUCCCCGACUAAUCCUUCAAAAAAUUGAACCAAGACUUGAGAUUCCUGGAUUGAAAAAUGCACUGGUCAAAAUGAUGUGCGAUUACAAUUUACAAAUAUCUGUACAAGAAGGAUGCAAUAAGAUACUGUCAAACGAUCAUUUCAAUCUUCACGAAAAACUUGUUAGGUCGCAUCAAAAAGGAAUAUGUACAGAUGAUGAUCACAUGUGUCGAGCCUGUCAUCAGAAAAUAAUUAUAAGGGAACCGAGAAAUCUAGUCAUGUUCUAUUGCAGACAUUCGUUUCAUGAAGAUUGUUUGCGAAACAUAAAUUCAUUGUAUUGGCAAUGUUUCUCUUUUUUCAGGAGAAUUGUGUAAUAUGCAAUCCUCAGAAGCCAGUUUUCUAAACGAUGAACAGUAACGAAUGAUGAGAUAUCGACGACAGAUUUUGAGGAGAUUAUACUUAUUUUAUUGCCAUCGAGUGAAAAACACGUGAAUUCUUAAACAUGAAAGAUAAUUAAAUCGCUCAUCAAUAUAUUUUAAAUUCACACACACAAACACACACACACACGCGCGCGCGCGCAGGACAUAUAUACAUAAAUAAUUUGGUUCUCUGCCGCCACUACUGCUAGCGUAUUGUAUUAUACAUGGUACCAUAAAUUAAACAUUCUUUAUUGUUUUAUACACCA